This is a messenger RNA of Astrephomene gubernaculifera, 718 nucleotides long. Lineage: Eukaryota; Viridiplantae; Chlorophyta; Chlorophyceae; Chlamydomonadales; Astrephomenaceae. The record is from the annotation of a GenBank genome assembly.
UCAUAUGUUUGGCUGAAACAAAGGGUUCGGAGCGGAAACAGUUGACCGAAGCAGUCGUUUGUAAGCAUGUUUGCUGCCGACUUCGGCACACAAAGCUUCUAAUGGAAUUAACUUGCACCAAUUGUCCUCACGCUGCCUCUAUUCGGGCUAUCUUCCCGACAAACUGUUGCAAUUGCUCAAGUCACACCUAUCUGCUCUCUCAAAUUGAGACCGCUGUAAGUUCAAGACCAACACCUUCAGCUCAUAUGCAACUAGCGUAGCUCCCGAUCAACUAAGAUGGACGAGGGGGAGGCAAGCGCGCUGCCGCAGAGGCACAAUGCCCGACGACGAAUGCGACAGCAGCAGCAGGAGAGGGCGGAGGAGCCAGACGAGGCUGGCACUUCAUAUGGCGCACACGCACCCAACGCCGGUGCUGGUGGCAGUCAGGGCGGCCCGGCGGACGUCAAAGGGCCAUCGUACGGCGGUGACGAGGACAAGGACGAUGAAGGUGGCAGUGGUGGUUUCGGUAACCCUGACGAGUAUGGCUUUAAAGGAGCAGGUUGCGAGGCAGCAUACGUUCAGGGAGGCGGGACGGACGACGGCGACGGCGAUGGUGAGGAGCAGCGGCGGCGGCGUCCCAGGUCUGAUGAUGGCGACCUACCCGCCUAUCGCUCUGCAGCCGUAGGAAACUUCAAGUUUGAGUAUCUGGAUCACACGGCGGAUGUGCAGCUGCACGCAU